Haplochromis burtoni (Burton's mouthbrooder) is the source of this 1133-nucleotide messenger RNA. RefSeq names its product dickkopf WNT signaling pathway inhibitor 3b (gene dkk3b). Gene Ontology annotation, biological process: multicellular organism development; negative regulation of canonical Wnt signaling pathway. Gene Ontology annotation, cellular component: extracellular region. Lineage: Eukaryota; Metazoa; Chordata; Actinopteri; Cichliformes; Cichlidae. The coding region runs from base 110 to 922 and encodes 270 amino acids. The transcript has 7 exons. The record is from RefSeq and is a predicted model, not a curated record. Gene Ontology annotation, molecular function: co-receptor binding; receptor antagonist activity.
UCCUCAUACUUUCCAAAUAAAACGGAUCCAGCUGUGUCCAGCUGUGUGCCCUGCGUGCGUCACACCCGUGUGCUGCUCGGUAGACAGACUAGGUGGAAGAGAAGGAAAGAUGUCCGGCAUCGCGCAGCUGUCGGUGUUCCGGGGUUUGUGCUUUCUGUGGGCAGCCGUCGGCACGGCGAGGAGCGGGACCUUGUUCCCGCGGGAGAGCCUGGAGCGGGGGCCGGUCAGCUUGACCGAUAUGUUCCGAGAGGUAGAGGAGUUGAUGGAGGACACUCAGCAUAUACUGGAGGAGGCAGUGGACCAGAUCACUACAGAGAGUGCAAAAUCCUCUUCAGGCUCACUGGAGCUGGGUCCUAACUACCACAAUGAGACUACGAUGGUGAUAAAGAACGGAGACAAAGCAGUUAAGGUGCUAGACAGAACUGACAAGGACACUAACAACAACACUGGGGAGACUCAUUUGUCCCAUGUUCAUAUGGAGAUCUCCAGUCAGUGGAACAACAUGAAUCAUGAAUGCAUGGUGGACGAGGACUGUGGCAACCUGAAAUACUGCCUGUAUGAGAUUGAGAACUCCAAAUGCCUCCCCUGUAUCCCAACAGACAUGCCCUGCAUCAAGGAUGAGGAGUGCUGCUCUGAUCAGAUGUGUGUUUGGGGCCAGUGCACAGUGAACGCCACCAGUGGAACAGAGGGAACCAUCUGUCAGAGUCAGAGUGACUGCAGGCCACACCUCUGCUGUGCUUUCCAGCCAGAGCUUUUGUUUCCAGUAUGUAACCCCAAACCGGGCAAGGGGGAGUCCUGUCUAAGCCACCCCAACCUGCUGAUGGACAUGCUAGCCUGGGACCAGGAGGGUCCCCGUGACCACUGCCCCUGUGCCGAUGACCUUCAGUGCCAGCCUCAUGGCCGUGGGUCUGUGUGUGGAUAACAGUACUAGACUUACAGUGCAGCAGAGUUAGAUGAAAUGACCUUAACGAUCCAAAGACGGACGCCUCUGCUGAUCAACAGCUGCUGAAAGUACAGGCUGUUGCUUCAGGACUGAACUUGCACUCACUGUAUUAUUUAUGCCUUACUGCCAGUGUAUAUUAUAUAUAUAUUAAAAACAACAACAACAACAAAUGACUUGUUUUCAGCUUUGA